AUCAUCUACUCGUACCGUCUGAUGACCAGAGCAAGACCACAAAGGAGGCAAACGGCCAGCCAAAAAAAAUGAACGAGCUACCAGAUGACAGCCUUCAUGGGGAGUCCAUCGUGAAUAGCGAUAUAGACAUCUACGCCGGACAAAUGAAGCAGUACGAGACGAAAUCUGACGAGAACAUGUCUCUCUUCGAAAAGAAGUUCCAACGAAGAAAUCUAUUUCGAAGGAACCGAGGUCCUCCUUCCAGACCCAUUCCCCCGCCUUAUCAUCGAAUAGGCCCACCUCAAGAAACCACUACGUUGAGUUUUAUGGACGAUUUUGAUCAGAGCCUCUUGCAAAUUACCACGCCCACUACUACCACCACGACAACCACUGAGAAGACCACGACUACCACCCCGCCUCCUAUUGAGUGGGCCAAGAUCUCGGGAGAGACUUUUGGCGAUUGGUUGGGAGGCGUGCACUACAAAUACCCCACCAAAUAUUCUGAUGUGACUCCACAGUUCUUGGCUCCAAUCAACGUGGAUGACGAGACAGGUGAUCUCCAGUUUAUCAAAUCCAAUGCACUUCUAACUGAGAGCGGAGAAGACAAAAGCCCUGAUAUUGAACGCCAAAGCCCUCAAGCUGAAUCCCGACACGACGAGAAAGGUGGCGUGGAAGUGAAAGAUGAAAAAUCGAGUGUUGAAAAUGACCCCCAUCAAACAACUGAAUCGGGGUUAAGCCUCUAUCAUGGGGGCCCUGCUCUAUAUCGUCUUCCGGGGCCUAAUGGUCGUGGUGGACCCGGGGGAAAUGGAAGAAGAGGAUACAGAGGUCGAUUCCUUCCCAAUGGAAGAUUCGUCUCUAGGCCACCGUUUCGAGGUGGACCUAGGGGACGAUAUGCUGCCACACGGCGAUACGCAAAUGGACCCAAUGGGCCCAGGGGACCCCCCUUAUUCAACCAAAGGGGUCAAUCAUAUCCCCCUUUCUACCGAAGCAGAGGUCCUCCACUUGGUGGGAGAUAUCGCGGCAGGCAAAAUGUUGGCCCGCCAUUGCCCAGUCAUAUUGAAGGGGGGCCUAGUUUGGAUCCAGGAACUUACAGUGUUGAGGAGGUGAACGGUCUUCCUCCUCCUCAAGGUGGUCCAGUUGGUUAUGAUGGUGCCCCUUCUUUGACAUCCAACGGCAAUUACGAGAUCCAUGAAGGCAAUGAGGGCUCUCCUUACUGAGUUCCUCACACCUCAAAUAACCCUUCCGAUGGAUCGGUGGAGUAUGUAGAUGAGGAACCCGGAAAGAUUUAUGGUAUUGAGCUGAACAACAACCAACUAGAUCCACCUCCAGGCAGAUAUGGCAA
Molecule: messenger RNA, 1321 nt
Organism: Tigriopus californicus
Lineage: Eukaryota; Metazoa; Arthropoda; Copepoda; Harpacticoida; Harpacticidae
Product: collagen alpha-1(XXVII) chain-like
Exons: 3
Coding region: 69-1196 (375 amino acids)
Source: RefSeq, a predicted model, not a curated record